AUGGCCACCAUCGAGCCGUGGCUCACGAACCUCCUCAACAAGCCGAAGAGUCCCGCUCUUCCGCCGAUACAGCCCGUGUCCCUCAGUACCACCACCGCAAGCCAGCCCAUCUCUCUCCCCCCACUGGGUCCCGAACUCGCCAGCAGCCACAGGUCCGAGAGGUCUGCGCCGACACAAAUUACCCCGCUCUCCGCCGCCGAUGACGCUCACCCUGUGAAGCCGCUCGGAAGGCCCGACGACGCGUUCGCUUUGCACACUGCAUCGAUCCGCCCCCUCCAGCUCCUGCUCCGCGAGUCCGAAGCAAAUGUCCCGGCCAGUACGUUACGGAGCAUUGUCGAUGAUGGGCCGGGCAGCCCCGAUGACGUCUUGACGAAAAAGCGGCACAGGGCCCUCACCACCAAAGAGGAUUUGGUCCAAUUGCCCAAGUUACCGAAGAAGCAGAAGUCUGCCCAGCAGGUAGUCCCUCCGAUCAUCGCUGGCCUCCACGAGCCCCCGCCCGAUGCCGCUGUUUUCCCGCCUAUCACGUCGGCUUCUUUCGAUGAUAAUGAGAACUUCAGCCUGGGACCAUGGAAGGACACCGGCAGCGCUAGCGAGGACCGCCCGGCCCUAUUCUCCGCUGCUGAUGCCGAGUCGAGCAAUAAUCCCAAACCGAAAAGGCGGCCUAUGAAGCCAAGAAGAAAAUGGACCGAGGAGGAGACUAAUAACCUGUUGCUGGGGGUGAGCCGCCAUGGAGUGGGGAGAUGGACUACGAUCCUGGAGGACCCGGGCUUUCAGUUCAACGGCCGGACUGCCGGCGAUCUGAAGGAUCGCUUCCGGACAUGCUGUCCCGAGGAGCUGCGGCUAACCGCGACCAAGGAGCAGGCCGCAAAUGGGGAGCCUGGACCAGCGGCUGUUGCCGAUGGAAGCGCAAAACCUAAACUCGGGAUACAGAUAGAAGACAUCCUUCAGCCGGCCGGGGACGAGGGAGUUGAGAAUGGCAACACCUCACCGUCCGCUGCCCUGGACUGUGACGCGGCGCCCAAGAAGAGAAAGCCCCGAGCGCACCGUAAGAAGCUGGAGGACCUAGCCGAGCUGGGCAUUCAUGGCCCGUUCGAGAAAUCGCACCGCCGGAAACGCCGCCCUUUCACCAAGCAGGACGACGACGAGAUUUUGGACGGCCUCAGCCAGUACGGCCCUUCCUGGACCAGGAUCCAACGAGAUCCGAAAUACAAUCUGUCGAGCCGGCAGCCUACAGACUUGCGUGACCGGGUCCGGAACAAGUACCCUGAUAUUUACGCAAACAUUGAAAAGGCCAAUUCUCCCAAGGAUGCGUGGCGCGGGAAGACCAACAUCCUAGAGCCGUCCGUCAACACAGCCAAAGAUAACUCCCGGAGCACUACUGCCCUCCCCUCAUUCGAGCCCCAGCUGAACCGAUCGGGAUCAAAAGAAGACAUGUUGCGGCGGACCGCGACCCCCUCCGCUUAUGAGUCGACCGAGUCUCUGCCCGCCCUUGCUGACAUCUUCGACAUGACCGAGGCGCACAGCUCGUCCUUUCUCGGGAGCGCGUCGGAUCUGGAUUUGAACCAUCUGCUCGACGAUCCCUACAGUGGGAGUGAGCGCCGCCUCGGCCUUGGGAGGUGA
Molecule: messenger RNA, 1620 nt
Organism: Chaetomium globosum CBS 148.51
Lineage: Eukaryota; Fungi; Ascomycota; Sordariomycetes; Sordariales; Chaetomiaceae
Exons: 1
Coding region: 1-1620 (539 amino acids)
Source: RefSeq, a predicted model, not a curated record